AUGGCUGGAGAUCUUUUUUACACGUGCUUGGUCCAGUCGGACGGUAUCGAGAACUUCUUGCAAAGCUGGCAUUCGAACUCGGCCGGAAAAGACUGGGCGCCAGGAGGAGCUCGUCCUGCCCUGGAACCCUGGUGCUCCGCCUUCCGCUGA
Gaeumannomyces tritici R3-111a-1 is the source of this 150-nucleotide messenger RNA. RefSeq lists its product as hypothetical. The record is from RefSeq and is a predicted model, not a curated record. The transcript has a single exon. NCBI's taxonomy places the organism in Eukaryota, Fungi, Ascomycota, Sordariomycetes, Magnaporthales, Magnaporthaceae. The coding region runs from base 1 to 150 and encodes 49 amino acids.